AUGACCAAGAAGAGGAACAGGCGGGGCAGCAGCAGCACUGUAGGAAGACAGCCUCAACCACCCGACUCAUCACUUGUGCAGGCGCCAUUACCAAACUCCGACGAGCAGCUACUGCUUGGAGAGGAUUUGCUCAAUAUCCCGGGUUUAUGGCCCGAAGACAACCUGAGAUCUCAGGCCAGUGCUGCCGGCAUGGCAUCUACUCUGCCAGAGGAGGUCUCGUCACGAGCAAACUUCCUCGAAGAGUCAUUCGAUCAGCUGGAUUACGGGUGUCUUUCUGCAUUGGACAUAUUCUCCCCAUCUUCUUACAUCCAGAGCUAUACCUCCGGUACCCUUCCGUCCGGACCGCCACUAGAGAAUGAUCCGGACAGUUCACCAACGAAGAGAUCCUGCAGGCUAUCUCAUCUGUCCAACGACGACUUGGACUACCUUGGCAAGAAGGGAGUCUUUGUCCUUCCACCUCUGCCAGCACAGGAAAGCCUUCUCAAGGCAUACUUUCUAUUUAUCCACCCUUUCCUGCCUGUUUUGGCGGAAGAUGAGUCUUGGUCUGAAUACGAAGCUGAAUUCGUCUCGCCUGAGGUUGUCCUUCAACUGGGCUAUAAUACCGUCGCCGAAGCACAGGAGUCGUUAUUCGAGAAAGCCAAGCUACUCUUCGAUUUUGAAACUGAGGAUAAUGAACUUGCACUCGUCGGCUCCGCUCUGUUGCUAUCAUAUCGGUCGCCAAGGGCAGACCAAAAACUGGUCCAGAAGCCACUGUACUGGCUUGCUAUUGCCAUAUCGUUGACUAAAGAAAUAUCGAACAACCGCGGAAUACAGUGUCCUGACUCCAUGGGCUAUAAGGGACUUGUCAAGCGUUUACAAUGGGCUUGUGCUAUUCGAGAAUUGGUAAUUGCUCUUAGUUCUCGGAAUAUUACCGAGGUGGAGCCAUGUCUACCUGAGCUGCCUGUGCUUGAUGUUGAGGACAUUGAAGACUCAACGAUUCAAUCUCGGGUCUAUGAUAAGGAAGCAAAGCUACUAUUUAUGGCGAUGUUUCUCUCUCUCACGGAACUUACACGAUUGGUUGUCAAGAUCCGCCUCCAAAAGUCUUCGACGGAUUUUGGGUCGGGUGUAGAGCGGACAGCCAAAGAUCAAAAUGUGGAGUGUCUAUUCAGUGUUGAAAAGGCGAGUCUUGAACUGGCGGCAUGGCGAGACAAGUUCGCGAGGAAAUUUUCUCUCGAAACGACGACGUCAACUUUAGCCAACCUCAAAAUGCUGGUGUUCCAUCGAAAUCUAGCUCUUUUGUUGUGCGAGUCUCCCAUUGCUAUAAACUCUGGAAUUGUUCAUACAUUGCAGCGGCCGCUAUACGAGUUUACUCAAUCUUCGGAUAAGCAAGAAGGCGUCAAGCUCUGCAUCAAUGUGCUGGAGGAAAUGCAACAGCGCUUUCCAGUUGUGAAUGAUAUGAUAGCUAUGCUUUAUGCUGCCAUUCAAUUCGCAGAGCGGGAAGUCGCAACCUACAGCCUGAACAACACAUCCUCUACCGAGUUUGGCUGUGGGAAAGACCUUCUAUCUGGCUCGGAUCAAGAGAUGAUUGUUCGAGAGGCUUUCAUCAUCUCAAGAACAAUUCAUUUUCUCGAUGGGCUGUUCUACAAAGGCUAUCACAAUUCAUAA
Messenger RNA from Grosmannia clavigera kw1407, 1644 nucleotides. Its product is annotated as c6 zinc finger domain containing protein. The coding region runs from base 1 to 1644 and encodes 547 amino acids. The record is from RefSeq and is a predicted model, not a curated record. Lineage: Eukaryota; Fungi; Ascomycota; Sordariomycetes; Ophiostomatales; Ophiostomataceae. The transcript has 5 exons.